Molecule: messenger RNA, 1041 nt
Organism: Hansenula ciferrii
Lineage: Eukaryota; Fungi; Ascomycota; Saccharomycetes; Phaffomycetales; Wickerhamomycetaceae
Gene: WHI2
Product: Whi2p
Exons: 1
Coding region: 1-1041 (346 amino acids)
Source: RefSeq, a predicted model, not a curated record
AUGUCAAAUCCAGAUAUUAUUACUCAAGUUUCUCCGGAAGCUCCUCUUAGACAUGAUACAACACAAAUAGAUGAAGAUGUGGAUCUGAAUUCAAUCAUCAAAUUAAACAUCAGAGGUCAAAUGUUUUACAUCACAAGAGACGAACUGAUGAGUCUUCCUGAAAGUAUACUGUUAUGUUUGUUCCCUAAUGGUGUGUUUGUUGAUAUAAAUGGGAAUGUCAUCACAAAUUUAACAGAAGAUGAUACAGUUUAUGUUAAUUUCUCACCUAGUUGUUUCCAAUACAUUAUAGACAGCUUCAGUUCUGCUGCUAUGAAAUUACCACCUUCUUCUACACCAGAAGUUUACGAUGGUUAUUCAACCCUUGAUGCUGAUGUUUUAAGUGAAAAACCUGCAAUUAUUGUUUUAAGGGAAGAUUUAGAUUAUUAUGUGAUUCCACCUAAAAGGGGUAUUAGUCCACAUGGUAUAAGAUUAAUUAAACAAGCUGCAGGCAGCUAUUUGGUUAAUCGUGAACAAAUUUUUGAAGGUUUAGGUUAUGAACCAGGUAAAAAACUGGGCCCAGCUGAAGAACAUUUAUUAGAGAUGUUAUGUUCAUCAGGAUUCGAUGUUCAAAGUGAUUGGGGUCAUAGAUCUUCAGAACCAGGUAAAACAGUGUUAACAUCUUUAUCAUUAGUUGAUUUGAAACAUCCAGAACCUCCACAACCUGAACCUGAAUCACCAUCAUUAAAUCCAGUUGCAUCAAAUAGUACAAGUAAUAAACAAUCAAGAAGAUCAAGAAUAGCUGAACUGGCUGAAAGUGCUGCAAGAUCAGCAUCUCGUUCAGUUUCAAGAAAUAGAUCAGAAUCCAGAGCCAAAAGUGCAGGCACAUCAUCAAAAUUAUUAUUGUUCUGGAGAAAACCAGCACGUAAAUGUUGGUGGUCAAACACAGAAGUUACAAUUCAAGUUCCUGGUCUUUUAAAGACUGAUGGUUUAUCAGAAGUGACUGUUAAUUUGCACAUACGGCGUGUGUGGACUCUUGAACUCUCUGUAAUCGGAGUUCAUUAG